Bipolaris maydis ATCC 48331 is the source of this 369-nucleotide messenger RNA. NCBI's taxonomy places the organism in Eukaryota, Fungi, Ascomycota, Dothideomycetes, Pleosporales, Pleosporaceae. The record is from RefSeq and is a predicted model, not a curated record.
AUGCCAAUCAGGUGGAGACCCUCUAAACCUAUUCGAACGUUCAUUGAUGAACACGACUAUACAUAUUUUAAAGACAGGAAUCGUUAUUGUGAACGCAGAGUCUUUAAUGAUAAGGGCCGAUUUAGCGAUCAAAUACCUAAAGACAACGAGCGCGAGAUAUAUGACGUUGAGGGGACCUUAGAGGUUCAAAGGCAACUCUUAUCCAAGCUAGCCGCGGUUGAAAAUCAAGUGACUGGAGAAUCUGAAAACAGUGUGCACCGAAGGCGUAUUGAGGCUCUUAAAGCAGACACGGUUCAAGCGUUACAAAAGACUUGGAAUCAAAGUAGUCGGUCUACUGCCUAUCGAAAAUCACUUUAUUUGAUGCGUUGA